Messenger RNA from Desarmillaria tabescens, 666 nucleotides. RefSeq lists its product as uncharacterized. NCBI's taxonomy places the organism in Eukaryota, Fungi, Basidiomycota, Agaricomycetes, Agaricales, Physalacriaceae. Gene Ontology annotation, biological process: demethylation. The coding region runs from base 1 to 666 and encodes 221 amino acids. The record is from RefSeq and is a predicted model, not a curated record. The transcript has 4 exons. Gene Ontology annotation, molecular function: oxidoreductase activity; demethylase activity.
AUGGACAGCGUGCAAACAGAAAGUGCCGUCGAACCACAUCUCAGUACGUUCUUAGACUCGUUAUUUGACGAGCCGUUUUCUCCUCUUGAAGCUGGUCCGGCCCCGGCAGCGCUCAUCGAUGCACCUCCAAUCCCAGGCCUCUUUUUCACCCCUUCGCUCCGUCUUCCCGCAGACCUCGCAGAUUCCGUGAUGAACUACUGCUUGGAAACCUUCUUCACUGCGGACUCACCGUCCUCGGGUCUACCUCCCCUUCUCACUUCACUGCUCGAUGUUCUAUCCGACCUUCUCAGGCCUACGUUGCCCCCAGAAAUCCACUCUUUACUCUUUCCGACUGUCCCUACGCGAGCUAGGCAGGCUAUCAUUAAUCGGUACGAUCCUGGUGAGGGGAUCACAGCCCCAUCUUUGGCAGUGGGUGUGUCAUGCAGUUCGCGUCUGGAUUCGAAGGACCAGGCAGUAUGGAGUGUACCUCCGGAGAGAAGUAUCAUCGUCAUGUCAGGAGAUGCGAGGUAUAACUGGACUCAUGGUAUUGAGAAGAAGACUGCGGAUUAUGUGCAGAGUCCGGAUAUGUCGGCAGCGGAUAGAGGUCGAUGGGUGGAAAGGACGAUGCGGGUGAGUAUAACCUUUAGAUGGCUGUUGCCAGGAGCAGAGGUUGUGGGUGGCGCUUAA